UGAACAAGGCCAUUCCAGGCCGGUAAGUCGGAUCGGACGAUUGGUGCUCCGUUAACUGUCACCACCUAAACAGAAACAGGGUAGGAGUGGAACGGUACGGGAGAUAAAAAAAGAACAGAAAACUCAACUUUUUGUACCUUCUGAAAGGCAGAGAAGGAAGCAAUGGUAACAUCUUAUGCACUCUUUAUCAUGAGCUGUAUCAAGUUUCCCGAGAAGGAAACGAAGUCAUCAUCAUGAUACCACUUAUGUUUGCAAACUUAAGGCAACUUUCUAUAUGCGUUCUCGCGAGAGGAUCGUGUAGAUGUUGGUCCGCAGGUACUGAAGUGGCAAGGAAGCCCCAGACGUCGGUGACGGGUACAAGCUGGUCAGAAAAAUGCUACAGUUUGUCGGCUUCUUGCGUCAUAACACGGCGACUGCCAACUCUACCGGAUAAUCAAUUCACCGUGGUAGUUUUCCCCCAAAGCAUGAUGGGUAGGUGAUCAGGAGCGGUGACCGGCCUUCAGUACAUGUUGAAGUCCUACAUGUAUUGUGCGAUAGUCGUGUACAUGUACAUGUCUGCAGCAAGUUGCGGAGGAAGACACCCAGCACGGCAGCUCGAAUACGUUACUCGUAUUUCUGUGUGAACACUCAAGCGGUUCCCACUUCACAUCACAGGACGCAGUUGAAAAACGAGCGCCCUUCGGCCGACCCGGAGUAGAAGACGAUUGGAAGGUGAUGUAGGCGGUCAUGGUGAAAACUGCGCUGGAUGUGAACACUAAUUAACGCCACGCACGACGAGUCAUCUCUAUCUCAAGACUGGGUGUCAAUCCAGUGUUUGUUCAACGCUGUUCUGAAGAUCUGUGUGUUUUUUUUUGUUGGACGAAAGCGUUAGGAUGUAGGCCUAAACGACUUGAAGGGAGGACAACUUGCCAUUGUCGGGGGGUCAGUCUGACCAUUUUGACCAGAAGCCUACUCGGACCACCCUUCAUACAACGGCAGUAGAGCAGAAAACCAAGUCAGACAAAGAUCUCUCGAAAAUCUCCUGUCUCGACACUUAACUUGCCGAGUCUUUUGGUGCCCGUGGCAACAUGCGAGGACCACAUGCGUGAACGGCAGGCAAGGGCAACUCCUUAACAGUGGUGGCAUUUCACCACCCACCCUGCGAAGAAAAACAAAACAAAACAAAGCCACACUGUCUUCGGGGUGCUGCGGUUUUCGGCCUGACAGACUGGUGUGGCUCUCAGGAAUCUUUACUGCCAUCCCGGCAGUACCGAGGAGAAACUGAGAAAUACUCGUUGAAAACGGCCGACUCACUCGGCCGAGGCAGGCGCUAUUCUUGGAAACGCUUUAGACAGACAUCUUGCAGUCCAACAUCGGUGACGUGACGGAGACUCUAACUAAGGACAAGCAACCUCGAAAAUAAAACUCAUUGAAAUGGAGUACAACCGGACGUGGGUCGGUCACCUUGCUGUGAUAUUAUUCCUGGCCAUUGCUGUUCUGGACGCUGUCGUUGCAAAUGAGGGAUACCUCGUUGUGCAUCCGGAAUAUUUCCGGCCGGGAACCGAGGAGCACAUCAGUGUCACCAUCUUUGAGCCGAGCCAGCCCAUCACCGUCCAGGCUAGGUUAGUCUUCAAGAACGAAACGAUUGCAUCUACGGAACUCACCAUCGUGGGUAAAGGAAAGCUGAAGCUGCAGGUACCAAGUGGUGUUAGAGGAAGGAUAACGCUUGAGGUUUGCGGUAACUGUGAAAUUGGUGCCACUGGCUACCACUUCAAGAACUCCACAGAUGUGGACGUUUCAGACAAGGGCACUUCGGUGUUUAUUCAAACCGAUAAGCCGGUCUAUAAGCCAUCGCAAAGAGUUUUUAUCAACUUUAUUAUGACGGGGCCGGAUCUUAGACCUAAGAAUGAAAAGAUGCUGGCAUAUAUUGUGGACCCCCAAGGAUCGAGAAUGAUACAGUGGAGAAAACUUCAACCACUGUGCUGUGGUAUAAUCAACACCAGCUUUCCAUUGUCAGAUCAGCCAAUGCUUGGCGAGUGGUCCGUCUAUGCUGAAGUGCAAGGCCACACAUACAAUAAAACAUUUGAGGUUCAAAAAUAUGUUUUACCCAGAUUUGAAGUAAUUAUUGAACCACCCAGCUACAUAGCAGACAUCACAAAGUGUACGGAAGCUAUAGUUAGAGCGAGGUAUCUGUUUGGUAAGCCAGUGCAAGGCAAGAUGUCUAUCAACAUGAAUCUCCAUGGACUUGGUUAUUACAAUGACUACAUCGGGGAGAACAACUACAUGUUUAUGGAUAUUGAUGGCUCGGCCAAGUUCAACAUUUGCAUUAGUGACCUCAUCACCUCCCCCCUUAAGAACCACUUCCGGGGCAUUGUUCACAUCGAGGCCAGUGUGACAAGCAACGACGGCAACGUGUUUGUGGCCACGGAUGACUCCUGUCUUGUGCAGAAGCAGUUGGUGUCCCUGGAGUUCUCCAAAGACUCCAGGAAGCAUUACAAGCCAGGACUUCCCUACUACGGCAGGGUUUUGCUGUACUAUCCCGAUAAAAGCCCUGCCAAUAAUGUUACCGUGGAGAUAGUGGCAGAGGUGAAGCAAGACCCAGUCUUCUCCAAGAACUUUGUCUCAAGCAAUGGUGUUGUGGACAUUUCUAUCCCAUCUCUGCCACCAGUUUCUGGGCAUGUUUGGAUCAAUGCCAAGGUGAUAGCCAUUGAUGGCAAAGAUGCUGGAGAUACAUACUUCUCCCACUAUCUGUCUCUUGGGAGCUGGUACUCGCCCAGUGAGUGUCACCUGCUUCUCCGCAGCCUUCAAGAGAACAUCAAGGUCGGCGAUACAGCAGUCAUAGGGGUCCAGUCUACUUGCCCCUGCAAUUUUACAAUGCAUUACGAGGUGAUGUCAAGGGGGAACAUUGUGACAUCUGGACUGCACGAUGCCAUGCUACGCAGCAGUAGUGGACGCAAUGAUGGCAGUCGUCGAAGACGCUUCAGCAGCCACCCUCUUGUUGAUCAGUUCAUGGCAGAAACAGCAGGUGGUGAAUCAGAUUCCGGGAGCUGUCGCACCACCUUCCAGUUUGAGGUGACCCAUGCCAUGGCUCCUUUAAGCCACCUGCUGGCCUACUACAUGAGGGGGAAUGAUGAGGGUGUGGCUGACACCAUUGUGAUCUCAGUGGAACCCAGCUUUGAAAAUGAGGUCAAGGUUCAGAUGGCCAAGAAUGAGACCCUACCAGGCUCAAAGAUGAGGAUGAUGAUCAGUGCCAAGCCAGGCUCCUGCAUAUGUGUGGCCUCUGUCGACCAGAGUGUCCAGUUGCUACGCCCUGGUUACCAGGUCACGACAGAGAAGAUCUUUGUCGAGAUGGAAAACUAUGACAUCACCGAGGAUAUAUCAGCGGAGACAACGUGGUGGGGGGGAGCUUUCCGGCGGCGUAAACGGUCAACGAUGUGGAUGCGCUCCAGGGAUGCUAACUUUGCAUUCAGGGAGGCUGGGUUGAAAGUGAUGACCGACAAAAUUCACCUCAACUUUCAUAACAGUGACUCGACAGUUUCGGAUGACGACUGGGUGGUAGUGAGUGCCCAGGACCAGGUAUCGAGCCUUGAGCGGAACACUAGACGCAAGCGUGCUUUCUUCCCAGAGACCUGGAUGUGGCAGUGCUUCAAUUUGAGUUCCUCUAGUUCUGAGGAACACAUCCAAAUGCGUGUGCCAGACACCAUCACCACCUGGAUGACCGACGUGAUUGCGAUGUCGCCAACCCAUGGUCUCGGUGUAGCCGAGACCGUCCAGCUGACCACCUUCAAGAACUUCUUUGUAGAGUUCACGCUGCCGUACUCGGUGAUUAGAGGAGAACAGCUCAGGCUACCGGUCACCGUCUACAACUACUUCGACCGUUGUGUCCAGGUUGAUCUGAUUGUUCACGUCCAAGAUGGGGUAAGAUUCAUGCUGCACUCUGAGCGUCAUCAGGCACACAAGCUAUGCCUACAGGCUCAAGAUACAGAAACGACCUACGUGACACUCAUCUUCAGUGAACUCGGAAGAAAGAAGAUCCACGCCAGUGCUGAGGCCAUGGUAUCCCCAGAUUGCUGUGUUGGGCCAGUCGCCAACGAAGGCAUUGCUGGCUCAGAUAAGAUCACAAAGAACCUGCUGGUUGAGCCCGAGGGAAUAGAAAGAGGAUAUGCUUACAGUGUCUUCUUCUGUCCCAAUGAACGCACCCACAUCUCCACCCCUAACCGCUACAGCUACCAAUUCGUGGAGAAGGAAGAGGGAAUGGAUUUCUUCACCUUCAUGUGCAAGGCCAAGAAUGACGCGCACAUUGCCCUGGCAGCAACCCAGGACUCAUACCAGCUGUACGAGAUUGUCUUGGGUGGAUGGGACAACACAAGGUCGUGGAUUGCCCGCUCAAAGAGAGGUGAUGCACUUGAGACUGAUCUCACCUCUGAUAUCGUCAGCUGGGAUGAGUUCAGGGCUUUCUGGAUCAGUUGGCAAGGUGGUAACAUUCAGGUCGGACACGGGGAAGUUCCCAGUAAUGAGUCGGUCAUCAUGAGCUGGCAGGAUGAUAACCCGAUGCCAGUCCAGUACAUCGGCUUCACGACAGGGUCCGGAUCCCUGGGUGAAUUCAGAAUCUGGAAGAAGAAGGGUAGCAGCGAGAUCUACCGAGAGGCGUUUACCUUGUCCCUCCCCUUGAACCAUGUGCCAGGGUCAGAGAGGGCUGCCGCUGUUGUGAUUGGUGACGUGAUGGGACCAACCUUGAACAACCUGCACAAUCUCAUCCGACUGCCGUUUGGCUGCGGAGAGCAGAACAUGAUCCACUUUGCUCCCAUCGUGUACGUAAUGCACUACCUUCAGCACACCAAUCAGAUGGACAAGGAGACUGAGAUCGAAGCCAACACCUUCCUCGUCCAAGGCUAUCAGCGUCAGUUGACCUACAGACGUCACUCAGGUUCCUAUAGUGCCUUUGGGGAAAGUGACACCUCGGGCAGCAUGUGGCUGACCGCCUUUGUCCUCAAAUCCUUCUCUCAGUCACGCCGCUUCAUCUUCAUCGACCCUAAGGAGCUGGAGAUGAGCAAGAAGUGGAUCAUCGCGCACCAGCAGGAGGACGGUUCCUUCCCGCCAGUCGGGAAGGUCCUUAACAAAGACAUCCAGGGUGGAAUUCAAGGCAACUCCCGGCUGCCCCUCACAGCCUACGUGCUGGUCGCUCUUAUGGAGGCAGGUGUAGAAUCGGAUGCAGAGAAGGAGGCCGUCAGCACAGCUCAGAAGUUCCUGGAAGACAACGUCGGGUCUAUUGUGGAUCCAUACACUGCGGCGUUGAUGGCAUAUGCACUGACACUGCGCAACAGCCCCUUCGCUGCCAUUGCCGUCCGAGUGCUGUCGUCCAAGGCCAUCAGAAGAGAUAGCCUGACCUACUGGCGUCUGAGCGGAGAGGCACUGGAAACUCUCCCUUUCUUCUCUCAUGUUGGGGACCUGGAACAGACGGUGACCUCAGCAGAGGUAGAGAUGACAGCGUACGCCCUGCUGACAUACACCGCCCGUGGGGACAUUGCAUAUUCGCUGCCGAUUGUCAAGUGGCUAACGCAACAGAGGAACGCACACGGCGGCUUCUCUUCAACACAGGAUACGUGUGUAGCCUUGCAAGCCCUGGCAGAGUAUGCUACCUUGGCCUACGUAGGCCGAGUCAAUCUCAACAUCUCACUGGCAUACACAGACUUAGAUCUCUUUGUUGAGGACUAUUACCAUCUGAAUAAUGAAAACAGUCAAGUCUUACAAGUCAAGGAGAUUCCAGUGUUGUCUAAGACGCUGUUCCUCAGUGCAUACGGGGAAGGCUGUGGAUUACUCCAGAUCAAUAUGAAGUACAACAUCCCAGACCCUACCGGGAAACCGGCUUUCAAGCUCACUGUGAACAUGAUUGAGUCGGUCCCGUACCAGACCCGACGCAGACGAUAUGUCGACAGCACCACUACCGAGAACCUGACACCACCCCACGACAACUACAUGGUCACCAUGGAGGUAUGCACCAGGUGGCUGUAUGCCGGUUCUUCCAACAUGGCAGUCAUUGAGGUUUCACUGAUUACUGGUUUCACGGCCGACAUCGAGAGUUUGGAUCUGCUUCUACGUGACAAGUACACCAAAGUCAAGCGCUAUGAGAUUGACGGUCGCAAGGUUAUCCUGUACUUUGAUGAGAUUCCAAGCCAGUGCAUGACCUGCAUCUCGUUUGAUGCCUAUCAAGACUUUGUAGUUGGGAAGACGCAUGCUGUACCGGUCAAGGUUUACGAUUAUUACGAGCCACAUUUUGAGGCCUCCAAGUUUUACAAUGUCAGUCGCGACAGCCCUCUGGCCCGGGAGCUGUGUGAGGACGAUCACUGCAACCAGGUCCACGAGACUGAGGACAGCAGCCACAGUGCAGAGCAACCGGCCAUGGAGAACUACAACCCAGAAAACUGCAACUCCAUCUCCGGUGACUGCCAGUCGACCUUUGACCUCAUCCAGUGCAUGUGCGAGCGCACCUGUGACACGGGAGGGCCCAAAGUGUGUGCCAGCAACAAUGUGACCUACGACACGUACUGUCACAUGGAGGUUGCUGCGUGUCAACUCAACGAAAACCUCGAGGCAAUGCCCCUCUCCAACUGCCCAGAAAAGCCAGAUGAAGCCCCAACUCCAGAAGGCUCAGCUGCCAUCUGGGGUGACCAUGACACGGAGGAACCUGAUGAGCAAAUGUCACAGAGCAGUGACUCAUCUUCCUACAGCGAGCACAGCAUGGGCAUGGAGGAAAUGGGCGACCACCCUGGUUUCAAAGAAUGGGAUGGGAUGCAGUCACCCUGGAGGUUUGAGAUCGAGAGCGAGGGUGCAAAGGAGAAGGGAAGGAUAGACGAUGAGAUCCCAGACGUGAUGCGGGUACAAAAGGGGGAAAAGGAGGAGGCUGUAGAUUGGGGUGAGGAAGGUGCUGGUGAGGAAACAUUGGAUGAGCCUCUCCCAGAACCUCUUCCUGCUUCGUCUCUAUCUCAGGGCCCCCGCCCACUGGCAGUCAGGGAUGGGGAUGAUGAAGCCCCAGCCAUGGAGGAAAGACCCACCGAGGUGGACAUGGAACAGGAGCACACCAAGGUAGAUGGGGACAUCCCAGACUUGACCAACGAGGAUGGGACUGAGGCAGCAAAUGUCGGGGAUACUCUCGGGGGAGAUGCCCCAACGGGUGAGGGAAAGAAUAUUGGUGAUGCUUUGGAGAUGGGGUUGGACACUGGAGAGGCUCAACAGGAAGACGGUGUCCACGUGGAUCCCUCACUGGGUGAUGCAGGUGAAGAUGGUGAUGGCGUGAUGCUCAGAGAGUGGUUGCACGAAAGUCAAGAAGCCGAGACUGGAGGAGAGAUAACUGAAGAGGAGGAACCAGGUCAUGACUUUGAGAUGGAUGCUGGCAUGACACAAGCAGGUGAGGAGGUCAGGGGUAAGGAGGAGACACCUUCUGCGGCAGGAUCACCCAUAACCCAAGAAGAUGCUCCAGGGCACCAUGUACAUUCUGAAGGUGAUUCUAAGACUCAAGAUGACAACCUGAGUGCCGGCAACCAGCAGGAGACAUCAGAGGAGAGCCCGACCCAACUGGCAGAAGAGGUAGCUCCUGUUCGCUUGGGCAGCCCCGGUGUGAUCGGACUCGACACCAUGAUCAAUGACGAGGCAGGAGUGGCGGUUAAUGAUGAAGGGGAGGAGGGGGUCAACAUACGGCAGGUUGAAACCCACAAAACGACCAAAGAAAGAAGAACAAGGGAGCUCAGAAAGGCCUAAGGUUAUUUACUGCUUACCGUAAAGCCACUUAUUUCAGCACUUCAGUAUUUCUCAAUGCAGGAUCGCAGUGGAUGCUUAUCAUAUUCUCUGAGUAUCGACGAUACGAGUGGUAAUUCACGGACUCUUUUGCCGCACGGUAAAUGUUUCGAAAAAUGAAGAAUCCAUCUUCUUCAGGUCGGCGAUAGGCCACAUGGCUUGGACCACCAUUUGUUCUGUGUGGAUAUUCGUGCCCCAGGAAAUGUGGCCACUUUCAGCUCUAGUAAAUAAGCUGCCUCCGGUAAACAGCACAAAAAAUGAACGAGUAAAGAUUUCUUGGGGGGGGGAGGAAUUGAACUUUCCACAUAAACGGGGAAAAUUUUAAGUGUUUGAAAAGUUGGUUAUUUAUAAACUGCUACGUAUGUAUUGCACAGCAUGCUUGAUAUCGAUUUUAUUUCUGUACAUAUCUAGACUGCAUUUGUAACUGGUUGCUUAGUUCUCCCAUGUUAGAACAAAUUCAGUCUACACUGAUCUUGUACAAAGCAUUACAAACAUAUAUCAAUACAUAAGUGUUUAUGUAGACACUGCCUUGUAUUGUAGUUUUGAAGUAAUUUUAUUUGUGUAAAACUCUUUGAGCUGUGUAAAAACAAACAUUUGUGCCUACUUCCAAGGUUAUUUGUAUAAUUUAUGUUAAACAAAUGACUACCCUUGGAUUUUAAAAAGUCAAAUUUUGUCUCUCUUAAAUGAUUGCAUUUGAACAACUUCGGUGUCCAGAAAGACUUGUCGCAAUGUCUUGAAAUGGAAGGUCAUUACAUAAAUAAAACCAAAAAAUAUUUCUUGAUAUUUUCUAUAUUGCAUAUUCCUGACGUCACUCGCCUUGAAAAUGAUGGCGAUGACAUGCCUUUAAUGCACAUUUCUCCAAGCCACCAGACUAGUUCUGUAGAAGCAAACUUCUGUCUAAGGAACACAAUGAAUAGUUUCAAAUAUCAACUUUUAAUGCUUUUAUUUAUGUCAUCAGAAGACGUUUUAAGUGCUUCUGAAAAUAUAAACAUUGUAAAUUACGGGUGGAAAAAAUCUAGGGAACAGUAGUUGACAUGUCUACUGUGGUUAAAAAAAAUGAUACAAAUUCAUUUCAAAAAGCAUGUGGCCAUUUCAGUUUUUAAGAAAUUCAAUUUUUAAAGCUACAUAUAAUCCACACUUGUAUAAAGUUUUCUUGCACAUCUUCACGGUAGCACUUUAGAUCAUAAUUUUUCCAAGUUAUAUAAAACUGAUCUCUAGGCUUUCUGCGCUACUUCAGCGUUUAUAGAGUGAAGCUUAUAAAACAGUAUUAAUGUAUCAGCUUUUUUGUACAAAACUUGCCAAGGUGUGUCUUGGAAAUACGCGUCUGUAAUUUAACGUAGUCACGUUAUUAAUAACUGUGCUUGUUUGAAUGAAUCAAAAUUUGGUUGUGUCUCAGUUUUUGUGUACCCAAGUAUUAUCAACACACUCUGUGAAUUUUGAUUGGCUUAGGCAUGACCAUGUGACAUCUUGGCUCAGGAGAAGCAACUGCCAAUGCAUGACUUUUUUGUCAGUUUUGUGAGACACACUUUUACUUUCGGGCCAAACUGUAACAAAGACUGUUAAAUCCAAACCAGAACCUCUUUUUCUUAAAGUUUUACCCACCACAAUCAGUAGUCUGUAUUCAAUGUCAUUAGUCACGGGAAAUCUCAGCAUUGACAAGGUGACGCUGGUAGUUAACAUUUUGGUUAAAGAGGUCAUCUUAACCCUUUUUUAACAAUGAGAUACUUUUCCCAAGAUUGUUGCACUGUUACAUUUGAGUAUAAGUAGAGAAGUAUUUGCAUGCUAGAUUUUCACAGAGAUUAAUUAUAUAUUUUUUUUGUCAUGAACAAGUACAUAGUGAAUGUAUAAAAGGGUGAGAACCAAUCUAGCUAAAGUUCGUUCCACAGAAGUUGUAUUUCGGGGGGGUAGCUAAAAAUUACUAUUCAAAUUUCUGGUUGUUCAUCCAAGAAUCAUGUAGCAUAAAAGAACUGUUUAAAAUAGACAAGAAUGCAACAUUCAAGGAAGCCACAGAAACAGAUCGUCAUUUCAAAUGGUGUAAAACAACAGAAUGACCCAAAUUUGCCAAGAUCUGACUCAAUUUUUGUAUGAUAUACAAGGCCAGCACUACUCCUAAACUAGUGGCUAAAUACAACAAAUUUGGUCUACAACGCGAUGGAAUUCUUCAGGUCUAGAACGUUUCACGGCUGUAAAGCCCAGGGAGUUGAGGUCAUGCACUUUUUGACCAGCGUUUGACCGUAAUCUUUGAUCGUACACCUUUUUCUCAUUUCUACGCCAGGCAUCACACCACAAACUGCUCAUACACAUGUUUUGAAUGUUUUAUUAUAUAAAUAGUGUGCUUGUAAGUUAACUGUACCUGUAACGUUGCCCAUUUGGCAUCUAUUUACGAAGCCGUGUAGACUAACAUACCAGUAUGUAUGAGUAACUAUUGAUGUUUACUGUUUGUAAUAAAUAUCCACUGAGCAUCAAUAAAGUUUUAAAAAAACUAA
Molecule: messenger RNA, 10256 nt
Organism: Acanthaster planci (crown-of-thorns starfish)
Lineage: Eukaryota; Metazoa; Echinodermata; Asteroidea; Valvatida; Acanthasteridae
Gene: cpamd8
Product: C3 and PZP like alpha-2-macroglobulin domain containing 8
Cellular component (GO): extracellular region
Molecular function (GO): protein binding; endopeptidase inhibitor activity
Source: RefSeq, a predicted model, not a curated record